Molecule: messenger RNA, 912 nt
Organism: Naegleria fowleri
Lineage: Eukaryota; Heterolobosea; Eutetramitea; Acrasida; Naegleriidae
Exons: 2
Coding region: 1-912 (303 amino acids)
Cellular component (GO): mitochondrion
Molecular function (GO): oxidoreductase activity
Source: RefSeq, a predicted model, not a curated record
AUGAAUAAUAAUAAUAAUAUACGGAAAUACAACAACUUUAUUUCUUCAUCAGUUUUGCAACAUAUUUUCAUCAGGAGAGUCAAACAAAAUUUUGGAAAUGCUUCUCUUUUCCAUCCAUGGAGUGAUUCAAAAAAACAAUCUUUUCAUUCAUCUGUGGUACCACAAACAAAUCAGAACAGCUCACAUCAAAUUCCUGCUGAAAUUAUAAAUAUUCAUCAAGAGUCACCGAAAACAAAACGAUUUACAUUAAGAGUCAAAGCAUCUUUUUUUACUUUCUAUGCAGGGCAAUUUAUUAAUAUUUAUUUGAAUGACAUGACAGCUUCAUUUUCAAUAUCUAGUGCUCCAACGAUGCUCUCUAAUGAAAUUGAAAUCACCGUUCAGAGAAGUAAUCACCCUCUUACACAUUUGCUUCAUGAUUCAAAAAUUGGAGAUGUCAUCCAAGUUUCAGGACCACAGGGCAAUUUUUAUUUCAAUGUUAGUGAUCUACGGUUUGAAAAUAUCAAACAUUUAGUUCUUAUUGCUGGUGGCCUUGGUGUCACACCCUUAAUAUCGAUCAUGAAAUACAUUUCUGGAAAUAUGCUCUAUUUCUAUCAUGUCACAUUAAUAUAUUCUGCAAGUACGGUUGAUGAUUUUUGCUUUGUGAAUGAUAUUUCAAAUAUUGUCAGCAACUUUCCGAAUAUCAAGUGUAAACUUUUGGCCUCAACAUCUCCAACCAGCUCAAUACCACAAGCACUAGAGCCGAUAUUGACAAGUGACAGAAAAAUUGAUGUCCAUUAUUUGAAAAAUAAUUUGAAUGAAGAACAACGAAAAGAGGCAAUAUUCUUUGUAUGUGGUCCAAUCAGUAUGGUCAAGGAUGUUUCAGCAGCUCUUCAAGAAUUAUCUGUAGACAUGGAUAGAAUAUAUCAUCAAUAA